Messenger RNA from Homo sapiens (human), 10089 nucleotides. It is a transcript of the gene ITM2B, whose product is annotated as integral membrane protein 2B. Bases 156 to 956 code for a protein of 266 amino acids. Gene Ontology annotation, cellular component: Golgi membrane; plasma membrane; extracellular region. The transcript has 6 exons. Lineage: Eukaryota; Metazoa; Chordata; Mammalia; Primates; Hominidae. The record is from RefSeq and is marked reviewed. Gene Ontology annotation, molecular function: ATP binding.
AGUAGCCGCCUCUGCCGCCGCGGAGCUUCCCGAACCUCUUCAGCCGCCCGGAGCCGCUCCCGGAGCCCGGCCGUAGAGGCUGCAAUCGCAGCCGGGAGCCCGCAGCCCGCGCCCCGAGCCCGCCGCCGCCCUUCGAGGGCGCCCCAGGCCGCGCCAUGGUGAAGGUGACGUUCAACUCCGCUCUGGCCCAGAAGGAGGCCAAGAAGGACGAGCCCAAGAGCGGCGAGGAGGCGCUCAUCAUCCCCCCCGACGCCGUCGCGGUGGACUGCAAGGACCCAGAUGAUGUGGUACCAGUUGGCCAAAGAAGAGCCUGGUGUUGGUGCAUGUGCUUUGGACUAGCAUUUAUGCUUGCAGGUGUUAUUCUAGGAGGAGCAUACUUGUACAAAUAUUUUGCACUUCAACCAGAUGACGUGUACUACUGUGGAAUAAAGUACAUCAAAGAUGAUGUCAUCUUAAAUGAGCCCUCUGCAGAUGCCCCAGCUGCUCUCUACCAGACAAUUGAAGAAAAUAUUAAAAUCUUUGAAGAAGAAGAAGUUGAAUUUAUCAGUGUGCCUGUCCCAGAGUUUGCAGAUAGUGAUCCUGCCAACAUUGUUCAUGACUUUAACAAGAAACUUACAGCCUAUUUAGAUCUUAACCUGGAUAAGUGCUAUGUGAUCCCUCUGAACACUUCCAUUGUUAUGCCACCCAGAAACCUACUGGAGUUACUUAUUAACAUCAAGGCUGGAACCUAUUUGCCUCAGUCCUAUCUGAUUCAUGAGCACAUGGUUAUUACUGAUCGCAUUGAAAACAUUGAUCACCUGGGUUUCUUUAUUUAUCGACUGUGUCAUGACAAGGAAACUUACAAACUGCAACGCAGAGAAACUAUUAAAGGUAUUCAGAAACGUGAAGCCAGCAAUUGUUUCGCAAUUCGGCAUUUUGAAAACAAAUUUGCCGUGGAAACUUUAAUUUGUUCUUGAACAGUCAAGAAAAACAUUAUUGAGGAAAAUUAAUAUCACAGCAUAACCCCACCCUUUACAUUUUGUGCAGUGAUUAUUUUUUAAAGUCUUCUUUCAUGUAAGUAGCAAACAGGGCUUUACUAUCUUUUCAUCUCAUUAAUUCAAUUAAAACCAUUACCUUAAAAUUUUUUUCUUUCGAAGUGUGGUGUCUUUUAUAUUUGAAUUAGUAACUGUAUGAAGUCAUAGAUAAUAGUACAUGUCACCUUAGGUAGUAGGAAGAAUUACAAUUUCUUUAAAUCAUUUAUCUGGAUUUUUAUGUUUUAUUAGCAUUUUCAAGAAGACGGAUUAUCUAGAGAAUAAUCAUAUAUAUGCAUACGUAAAAAUGGACCACAGUGACUUAUUUGUAGUUGUUAGUUGCCCUGCUACCUAGUUUGUUAGUGCAUUUGAGCACACAUUUUAAUUUUCCUCUAAUUAAAAUGUGCAGUAUUUUCAGUGUCAAAUAUAUUUAACUAUUUAGAGAAUGAUUUCCACCUUUAUGUUUUAAUAUCCUAGGCAUCUGCUGUAAUAAUAUUUUAGAAAAUGUUUGGAAUUUAAGAAAUAACUUGUGUUACUAAUUUGUAUAACCCAUAUCUGUGCAAUGGAAUAUAAAUAUCACAAAGUUGUUUAACUAGACUGCGUGUUGUUUUUCCCGUAUAAUAAAACCAAAGAAUAGUUUGGUUCUUCAAAUCUUAAGAGAAUCCACAUAAAAGAAGAAACUAUUUUUUAAAAAUUCACUUCUAUAUAUACAAUGAGUAAAAUCACAGAUUUUUUCUUUAAAUAAAAAUAAGUCAUUUUAAUAACUAAACCAGAUUCUUUGUGGAUACUAUUAAAGUAACAUUUAAGCCUCAACCUUGAAUGAUGUUGUUUAAUAUAAAAUGCUUUUAUUUUUGAUGGAAAGGCAAUCAAAGCCUAAAGUUUCCAAGGAACGUAAAAUAACUGUGCUUCUCUGAGAAUGCCCGCCUCACAAGUGGAACAUUUUGAGUUAAUAAUGAUGAUUUUUAUGUUUCUAAGGUUGCUUCCUCUCUGAAAUAAUUCAGAAUCCACCCCCAUUUAAUAAAAUACCUAUGAUUCAUUUCACCUCAAGUUCCUAAGACAAAAAAUUUCAAUUCUGACUUUAGGAGGUCAGAGUUUUUAAAGCUUCCAACUCUUAAAGGAUUUAGUCUAGAAACCAAUUCUAAUUCAAAAGGAUAUUAUUUACUCAUGGCUUUUCAUUUCAUUUCAGUAAUAUUGUCAGAACUUUAAGUCAGUGAGUUGGGUAUUCAGGAAUUAACAAUUUUAGAAGACAAUAUGUUUCAAUAAAAUGAGAAUUGGUUUUUCCUACUUUCCAGGCUCUAAAAUUACAUGAAUUUUCAGGGAGCUGUGAACAUUUAGGAGCACAUUAUUCAUUCAGCAUCUUUUAUAUGCCCAACAUAUGAUAUUGUGUUGAAGAUAUAUCUGCAAAGAAGAAAAAAAGCCACUGCCGUCGUGGAGACUCACAAUCUAGGAAAAGAGAGGGACAGCAAACAACUCAUUACAAUACAUUGGGAUCAGUAGUGUGAGGGAGAAAAACAGGUCUAGGUUCUUUGGAAAACAUUUAGGAGAGUCAAUGAGACUUUCAGAAUGUGAAGUGCAUGGGAUUAGGUCAUGGAAGAAGACCAUGUAUGUCAUCUUGAGGACUUCAUUCUGUAGACCAUGGGCCACUAUUGAAGUUUUGCAUUUUGGAAGGAGCUUAUUAGUUUGUUUUCCUGUUGAUUAUAGUAGUAAUGCAGUAUCAGGGUAGCUGAACUGCAAUAAUAAUCCCAACAUCUCACUGGCUUCAUGCAGUAGGAAUAUGCUUUCAUCACAGUCCAGUAUGGCAGGCAACCUCCAGACUCCCAGGGACCCAAACUUACACUUUACUAAAUGUAAUUCUUUCAUUUGAAUUUUUAAAGGUUUUUGUAUAAUCAUCUUAGUAAAACAUUUGAUAAUUCUUCACAACAUUUGCAAUCAUUGAUUUGGCCAGAUUGGUCUAACAUGGUACCCAUGAUUUUACUUCAUUUCCAGUACUAUUCUGAUAAUUUCCUUUAGAGUCAAUUGAGUAGAGAGUACCCCUCUCACCUAAGCUUAGUCAUGUCCCAGGAAUUUUGGAACUCCAACUGAGAUUUCAGGCUCAUUAUUCAUUCUAGGGCUGAAUGAAUAAUGUGCCCUUUGAACCCUUGUGCCAUGCUGGAAACUGUGGUCUUGGUGUGGCAUGGAAAAACCAGAGGGUGAGGGAUGUGGAUGAGAAGAUGACAGAGAAUCAGACAUGCAGAGAGGACUGCCAGGUCUCCCAGUGGGUUCCAGGGAGACUCAGCUAUCCUUCCCUCUUCUUGAGUUCUGUCUUAGUCCAUUCGGGCUACUAUAACAAAAUACCAUAGACUGAGUGGCUUUAAACAACAGAAGCUUGUUUCUCACAGUUCCAGAAGCUGGAAAGUUCAAGAUCAAGUCACCUGCAGAUUCAGUGUCUGAUGAGGUCCUCCUUCCUCACAGAAAGCUCUCUUCUCUCUGUGACCUUAUAUCACAGAUGACUCUGGGUUCCUCUUACAAGGACACUAGUUCCAUUCAUGGGGGUUCCACUCUCAUGACCUAACACCUCUCAAAGGCCCCAUUUCCUAAUACUGUCACCUUGGGGGUAAGGAUUUCAACAUGAAUUCUGGGGGGACACAAACAUUCAAACCAUAGCAAGUUCCAUAAUGCACCCCAUCAUAUGUGUGUGUGUGUGUAUUUAUUUAUUUAUCUAAGAUAGCUCUAGUUUGCUGCUUUGCAACACAUUCUGCCCCUAUUGCAUUGGUUUAAAAAAAAAGUACAGAAGUCAAGAUGAGACUAUAUAAAUCUUGACAAGUUGUUGGCCGUGAUUGCUCUUUUGUGAUGCAGGAGUGAGAAUCUGGAGAAUCUGGCUUAAGAGGUGGCUGAGAAUUAAAAUAAUAGGCAUGAAAAUGCUUCAUACAGCUCUGUACAGUUGUUGACAGUGCCUUUUUUGAAACCUAUCACUGCUAUAUGUUAGCAAGCAAACACUGAUCUUGUUUUGUAAUGUGUAAUUGUUCACUUCUGCUUUCCCUGUAUCCCUUUUUAGAUUCCACACCCAUAUUAGUGAGAAGCAAGAAAAAAAAAUGUACACAGUGUCCUAAAUGUUGUUUAUCUCGAAUAAUAGAAGUAGGAGUGUAAAACUUAAAGGCUGAUUAAUAAUGCAAAUGAAAAGGCAAAUGGAUUAUUGAAUAGAAAAGGUCUAGAUUCUAUGUUUGAAUGUGGUUAUGAAUUAAUAUGGGCAGAAUCUCUAAGAUUCUGCUAAGUGAACAUUUAGUAGUUUACUAGACAUCUUCUCUUCCACCUAGCAAAGAGUUUGUUGCCCAGAGUUAUAUAAAUCCUACUCUAUUGCACACUAAUCUUUGCAUGUUUAACUCUUUGGGACUUAGGUUCCUAGAUAAGGACUUCAUGUGUAUCUAUUUAGAAAAAGAACAUUUCUUCAUUUCCACAAAGCUACACAGCCAUCAGUUCGUUCAAUAUCUUGUCCAAAGUUAUUGCUAGCGUUCUUCUUUCUGAGUCUUUGUGGCUAAUGCUUUUUUGAGGAAGAAGCAUGAUUUAGUCUCAGCUCUCUAUUGAUCAUUUUAGGCUUUUAUCUUACUGAAAAAAUUAAGCACAAUUUAAGAUUUUUUUUGAAAUAUUUACUGAAUUUUGAGGCCAUAAAUUAUUUCCUGAUAGCACACAUGUAUGGGUUGUAGAUUCCACACUUUUAAUCUUCCAGCCACCUAUUGCAGAUUGGUUCUGAGAAGCAGGAUGAGUGGGAGUGGGCUUAGGGGUCAAAAUUGAGACCUAAGUGGUAUAAAACAAGAUAAUCCUAGCUUCCUCCCACUUAAAAUAAUUUGAUGGGACUUCUGUAUCUGAUUUUUAAGCUUGCAUUUGUGUUUAUAUUUUCAUUGUAAAAAUAUCAAAUAAUACAGUUUUUGAAGGUAAAAAGUAAAUGUUCCCGCCCUUCUACCAUCCUCCUUCCUCAGUCCCAUUCCCCAACAGUUUAACGUGCGAUACAAUAAUGUGUGACACAAAAUGACCUAGUUCUUGCCCUAGUGACUAAGCAGAUGCAAACGCCUUCUUCUUUCCAAACAGUGUGGUCUUAUCCCCGUCGCAAAUGGAGGAUAUUUAAGAAACCCAAGCCAGAAACCCCACAGUCUUCACAGUCACUGUGUCCUCCACCUCCUAGCAGCUUCCUGCUGUUCUGCUCUAGUGGUUCUCUCUGCUUCCCCACACCCACCCGUAAGCCACAACAAUCUUUCCAAAACACGAACUUGAUGGUUUCAUUGUCACACCCCAGCUUAAAACACUUUCCUGGCUUCCCCUGGUUCUUAGGAUAAAGACCAAAAUACUUAAUGCUGCACAGUCCAGUCCCAACCCACUCUCCAGCUUCAUCUUAAUCACACCCCUCUUUGCUCCUAGUGUCCUACCACAUUGCCUGACUUACUGUUUCUUGGUAAAUGCUAUUCUUACUUCCUGAAGAUUAUUUCCAUCUCCUCACCCGACACCCUUCAGUUAGCUUCCACUCAACCUUCAGAAUUUAGUUCAGGUGACCCUUCCUCAAGAGAAGAUUUUCCUGAACCAUUAGGAAAGGCUUCUCUUGUUUCUCAGUCUCAUAGCAUCAUCUGUCUCUUUUUUGUGACUUGAAUAUAAUUAAUAUUUUAUAUUUUGUCCUUGUUGCUUGUUUGGUUAAUAGAUUUCCACCACUAGACUGCUCAAUACGUUAGUAGGGCACCUGACACAUAGUUGCAGCUCUUAUUUAUUGAAUGAAUGAAUGAUUCCUUCCCGUACCACCCUAGUCUUGCCCACUGUCAUUUUUAUUCUGGGUAUUAUAUUUCCCAACCAGUUGUCUGACUUUCUCCUCAGAUCUCAUCCCCAUGGGUCUGAGUGAGUUGCCUUGAAUAUAAGAUUCAGUGAUGGUGUCCUGCUGCACUUAAGAGAAAAUCCUUUUUUCAAGCCCUAAAAUCCUGCCCUCACUAGACUUCUCUCACCAUUUCUCUGUUUGCAUCCUAGCCUUUUAGUUUUGGCCUCAUAUAAGCUUGCAGCCCUGCCUGAAACAGUUGUCUCUGUCCCCACUCUACCCCCUGCCCUCCACAAAGAAAAGUUAACUCUUACUCAUCUUUCAGAUCUCAGACUAAAAGUUUCCUCAGAGAUGCCACCAUAGCUCUCUAUUUCUCAUACCUUUCAUGAUACUUCAUCACCUGUCUUCAUGAAGUCCUCCUCUAGACUAUUAGCAAAAUGCUCAUACUGUGUCCUCAGUAUUUGGCACAUAAUAGGUUUUCUUGACACUGAAGGAAGGAAUAAACAUCUGGUAACUAUAGCUAGAAAAAAAGGAAAUACGGUAUCUACUUCACUAAAACCAAAGGGGGUUUUUUUGGGCAGACAAUCUUCAUUAUUCAGAUGGAAAUUAAUGUUUGUUGAAUGAAUGAGCUACAUUUCAUGGAUUAACUCCAUGAAAUGGAGUUCAGCUAGUAAGGGUUAUACUUUGAGGCUAUUUCAUCUUGAUGGGCUUGUUGUUCAAAGUUAGAGCCUCAUUUUAAGUAAAAUGUUCUGUGGGGGCCAUAUUAAGAUUUUCAUAUGACAGAAGUGUAUAUAUAUCCACAAAUGUUUCAAGCCAAGAUUAUGUCUUCUUCCAUAAUGCCACCUUCUUCUAGGAUAGUAUUUUUGGGCCAGAUGGUUUUCCACAUUUAAAACAUACCAACAUUCUUUUAAGGCCCAGUGAUUAUCAAAAGGGAUUGGCACUACAUUUUAAAAUGUAGGGGGGAUUUUUGAUUGUCACAGGACUAGAGGAUGCCAUUUGUAUUUAGUAGAUGAGGCCAGGCAGGAUGCUAAAUGUCUUAAAAGUCCGGGAGUCCUGCACAAAAAAUUACUGCCCUUCUUGAUUUGCCAAUUAUGCCCCUGCUGGGAAGCAUGAAAGGAGAGAGAAGAGCUUUCAGAAUGUCAGGGAUAAAUAUAUCCAUUAAGCCUUCAGACUAAGAUGCAGGAAUAGUUUUCCAUUUGGGUAUGAAUACGGCAAGUUCUUAGAACAUUUCUUAAAACAUAAUUAGCCAAAUACUAGUGUAACAGCUACAACUUAUCUAGUUUUAAUCAACUCCAGGGAACAUUACACUUUAUUUAACCCCUAAUUAUCUGAUAACCCAAGUUCUGUCAGAAACACUGCUGAGGCAUCCAGGAAGAUGAGCCUGUGAAAUUUGAGAAUCCUUCAUGUCUCUGGAAUGAGUCCCUAGAUUCUAGCCCUGCAGCUAGCUGACACUCUAAAAAAUUAUGAGUGCCUUCCUUUAGCUCCCCAUAGAAAUGUCUUUGUAUAACCAUGGCAUGAUAUUAUUCUCUUGACUUUUGUUGAGGAUUGAUAGAAAUAAAAAUGAGCCAGAAAUGUUUCUUCAGCUUUUGUAAAGUGCUGUUAAAAGCAUUAUGUCAUAUCUAGUACUUCUUAUCUAAGUAUUUUAAAAUUUAGUGUUAGGAAAAUUUUUUUCACAUAGGAUACAUGUUAAUAUUAGGUAGUACAUCUAAAGAAUUCAUUUGCUUCCCUUUUGCCUUGGUUGCUGGGAAACUCAGAGCCAAACUCGGUGCUUAGAUUAAUUACUUUCAGCCUAGGUUUUUCUGUAUAUCACCCUUUCGGUAGGGCUUGAAGUAACCCUUCAGUUUGCUCAUAUUUUGUUGUGAGUUUUAUAGAUAGUUUACAUGCAACGAAAUGCAUAUAUCUUAAGUGUUCAACUCAGUGAGUUUUGACACUUUUCUUUGUCCAUGUUAACAAUCAUCAAAACAUUUUCAUUGCCCCAGAAAAUACCAUUGUGCUCCUUUCCGGCAAAUAUUCCUUCCCUCUGCUAAAACUACUUUUUCAUUUCUAUGACCAUAGUUCAGUUUUUGGCUAUUCUUGAACUUUAUUUGAAUGGAAUCGUACAUAUAUAAUCUUUUUGUUUGGCUUUUAAAACUCAGUAUAACGUUUUGACAUUUGUCCAUGUUGUUGCAUGACUCAGCAGUUCUUUCUUUUCAGUUGCUGUGUAGUAGUCCAUUUCUUUUGGUUUUGUGUGUGUGUGUGUGCUUUUUAAAUUUAUUUUUUAUUUUUUUUUUUUUGAGACAGAGUCUGGCUCUGUCAACUCAGGCUGGAGUGCAGUGGCAUCAUCUCGGCUCACUGCAAUUUCUGUCUCCCAGGCUCAAGCCAUCCUCUAACCUCAGCCUCCCGAGUAGCUAAGACUCUACAGGCGUAUGCCACCAUACCUAGUUUGUUUUUGUUAUUUUUUUUAGUACAGAUGGGGUUUUGCCAUGUUGUCCAGGCUGGUCUCGAACUCCUGGGCUCAAAGCAAUCCACCCUCCUCGGCCUCCCAAAGUGCUAGGAUUACAAGUGUGAGGCACUGUGCCCUGCCAGUAUUCCAUUUUUUGUGUAUACCACAAUUUAUCAUUUUUUUCUGUGUAGGUAUUUUCAUUGUUUCCAAGUUGGGAAGUAUGAAUAAAGUUGCUAUGAACAUGCAUGUACAAGUCUUUGUAGAUAGCUCAUGUUUUAAAAAGUGUUUGUUUAAUGAUUUCAUUGCAAAAUCAUCUUUAUUGUAAACAUAUCUUUUUGAGGGUAGAUUGGUAAAAUAUACAUAAUAAAUACAUGACAAUGCAGGAGUCCAAGUAUUAUUAGGUUUACAGUCAUAACAAACACCAAGAACCAUUUAUAAAUUUCAGUUUCUCAUUGUUUUAGAAUGGAAGGUCUAACCAAAUAUGUAAUGUAUCCCUUCAAGUAAACUAGUAUAACUUGGGUACCUUCUCAUAUAAAUUCCCCUUAAGGCAUACGUUGCUGUCUUUUCCAAAUUCCCAUUUUGCUUGUCCAAUAGGCAUUAUCAGAUACAACAUGUUCAAAGGCAAACUUGAUUUUCCUCCCAUGGUUUCCUCAUCUCAGCUCCUUUUUUUUUCCAGUUGCACAGGCUAAAAAUAGGAAGUCAUUCUAGAUUCCUCUCUUUUUCAUAAACCUCACAUCAAAUCCAUCAGCCAAUCUGGUGUGCUCUACCUUCAAGAUACGGAUUAUCCAGAAUUCAGCCGCUUCUCACUGUCUCUACUGCUAACAUAGUAGUCAAAGCUGCUAUCAUCUCUUGCUUGGAUUGGUGCAAUGGCCUCACAACUGAUCUUCCUGCUUCCAUACUUGACCCCUAGAGCCUCUUCUAAACAGAGUAGCUAGAGCGAUCUUUUCUAAAUCUAAGCCACAUCAUGUCACUCCCCUGCUCAAAUCCCAACAUUUUAUUCAGAAUAAAAGUCGAACAAUGCCCUACCUGUAGGUAAUCUAGGCCUCCAAAGCUCUUCUUACAUCACCUCCUGUAACUCUCCCCCUUUCUCACUCCUCUACAGCCACACAGCUGCCUCACUUUCCUUUGAACGUACCAAGGGCAAUCCUGCUUCAGAGCCUUUGCACUUGCUGUUUCUGGGCCAGGAAUUCCACACCCUCCUUCCCUCACAUGUAUCCCAAGGCUCACUGCCUUCCUUCAGUUAAGUCUGCUGGAAUGUCACUUCAUUAGGUAUUGCCUGAUCACCUUUUCUAAAGUGAGUCUCACCUCCACCCUCAAUGCUGGCAAUGUCUGUCUGUAGUGUAUUCUUAACAAUACAGAUUAGCACAAUGCAGGCCAGACCAUGAAGACUGUUUCAAGUUCGAGGAUGGGCAAAAAUAAUGACUAGGACUUGGCUCAAGAUUCCUCAAACAGCCAAUAAACAAUGCAAAGAAUAAAUGAGAGAGUAAUUGGAGACAAGCUUUCCCUUGGCUUCCCUUCUUUUCUCACAGAGGCUUUUCCAGAAGGUGGUCAUUUCCAUAGCCCAUGUGGAAUGAGAUGUCCACUAGGGCAGAGAAGCACAGAACCGUGGGCACUGCUUCCCUUCCUUUAACCCUAUCAUAUUGCUGCCCAGUGAGCAAUAUGGUCAUUGGUCAAGAAGGCUUAUGCCCAGGUAUCCCUGUGGCUAUGAGCAUUGCUCCUUAUCUAUGCCUCUGCUCUUAGACUUUUCCAUUCUGCCCUCUUAGGGGCCUUCCUGGCCAUGACCACACUACCUUAUUUUUCUCUAUAGUACUUAUCACCAUCUGACAUGUAUUUAUGUUUGUAUUUGUUUAUUGUCUGUCUCUACAAAUAAAAUGUAAAUUCCCUAAAAA